This is a messenger RNA of Notothenia coriiceps (black rockcod), 1241 nucleotides long. RefSeq names its product lipoic acid synthetase (gene lias). Gene Ontology annotation, biological process: lipoate biosynthetic process. Lineage: Eukaryota; Metazoa; Chordata; Actinopteri; Perciformes; Nototheniidae. The transcript has 11 exons. Gene Ontology annotation, cellular component: mitochondrion. Gene Ontology annotation, molecular function: 4 iron, 4 sulfur cluster binding; lipoate synthase activity. The coding region runs from base 24 to 1193 and encodes 389 amino acids. The record is from RefSeq and is a predicted model, not a curated record.
GACAGUCGCUUGUAGCUAAAGUCAUGGCGCUGCUCAAACAAAGCUGUUGUGUCGCCGGACGUUUCUCCACAAAUCAUCUGUGGAUGAGUCCGAGAUGUAUCACACAUGUUUACAGCAGCACUGUGACUUCUGCGGCAAAGUCCUCCCCAGACAGGGCCGACAGAAAGAAGGAGCUUCUGGGUGAAGAUGGGCCUGACCUACAGGACUUCAUUUCAGGGGAAUUAUCCGAGAAAAGCAAGUGGAUCGAGUACAAAGGGAACCUGAAGAGAGACAAGGGAGCGAGGCUGCGUCUUCCUCCGUGGCUGAAGACGGAGAUUCCCAUUGGAAAAAAUUUCAACAAACUGAAGAACACUCUGAGAGACCUCAACCUGCACACAGUGUGUGAGGAGGCCAGGUGUCCUAACAUUGGGGAGUGCUGGGGAGGAGGAGAGUACAACACAGCCACAGCCACCAUCAUGCUGAUGGGAGACACGUGUACCCGGGGGUGCAGGUUCUGCUCUGUGAAGACGGCCCGGCGGCCUCCACCUCUGGACCCCAACGAGCCCUACAACACAGCCAAGGCCAUCGCUGCCUGGGGACUUGACUACGUGGUCCUCACCUCCGUCGAUAGAGAUGACAUUUCUGAUGGAGGGGCGGAGCACUUUGCUAAGACCGUCUCCAACCUGAAGGAGAGGGACUCCCGCAUCCUGGUGGAAUGUCUGACCCCUGAUUUUCGCGGUGACCUGGCAGCAGUGGAGAAGAUCGCCCUGUCAGGGUUAGAUGUGUAUGCCCACAAUGUGGAGACCGUGCGAGAGCUGCAAAGGUUCGUGCGUGACCCCAGAGCGAACAUCGACCAGUCUCUGAGUGUCCUGAGGCACGCUAAGAAGGUGAAACCCUCUGUGCUCACCAAGACAUCCAUCAUGCUGGGACUGGGCGAGACUGACCAACAGAUACACAACACCAUGACUGAGCUGCGAGAGGCAGAAGUGGACUGUCUCACACUGGGCCAGUACAUGCAGCCCACUAAACGCCACCUAAAGGUGGACGAAUAUGUGACUCCAGAGAAGUUUGCCCACUGGGAGAAGGUUGGGAAUGAGAUGGGCUUUGUUUACACUGCCAGCGGGCCACUGGUGCGAUCCUCCUACAAAGCAGGCGAGUUCUUUCUGAAGAAUCUACUGAAAAAGAGAAACACAGAUAUCGCCAUCGGAGAAUGAAAACCACCAAACCAGCAGCUGCUAGAGGCUUGACCCCUUAGUCCCUAC